Messenger RNA from Danio rerio (zebrafish), 1628 nucleotides. It is a transcript of the gene kmt5aa, whose product is annotated as lysine methyltransferase 5Aa. The record is from RefSeq and is marked provisional. NCBI's taxonomy places the organism in Eukaryota, Metazoa, Chordata, Actinopteri, Cypriniformes, Danionidae. Gene Ontology annotation, biological process: regulation of gene expression. Gene Ontology annotation, cellular component: nucleus; chromosome. Gene Ontology annotation, molecular function: histone H4K20 monomethyltransferase activity; protein-lysine N-methyltransferase activity; histone H4K20 methyltransferase activity.
GGUUUAAAGGCUCACAUGUUUCCUGCCGUGAAUGAGAUAAAAGUGCAAACAUGGCGGCGUGAGCAGCGGGGAGAGUGUCCGCGGAGGAGCGCUCAGUGUCGGCUGUUUUCCUGCGCUCACCGUGAAUGCGCUCCAGCGGCCCGGAGCCUGGAGAACCGCGGACCGGAGAACCGCACAGCCCGGCCAGAGGCGACCAUGAGCGGGGACGUCCUGUGUAACGGACACUCGGCGUUUCACCGCCUGCUGAAGCACAGCAGCUCCAGAACUCAUGAAGCGCUCGCUGUGAAGAUCAUCCAGGAGAACAAAAACACACGCCUGUUCUGCACAGCGCCCGAGCCCAGGAGAGACAGUGGUGUAAAUGGCGAGUUCCUCCUCAACAGUGCAGAGCUGCAGGACGAGCAGACGCUUCCACUGCACUGCAUCCACAGCGCUGCUGACAUCACUUCCUCUAAACACAGGAAGCCGGCCCGCCGCAAAGUCAAGAGGUCCACCAAGAGAGCUGCUGAGAGCAAGAGUCCUGCAAACCGGAAGGUCACCGAUUAUUUCCCCAUCAGAAGAAGCUCCAGAAAGAGCAAGAGUGAACUGAAGUAUGAAGAGAAGCAGCACAUCGACACACUGAUCAGCAACGGCAUCGAGGACGGGAUGAUGGUGCGCUUCAUCGAGGGGAAGGGUCGUGGGGUUUUCGCGACGCAGCCGUUCCAGAAGGGUCAGUAUGUGGUGGAAUAUCACGGAGAUCUGCUGCAGAUCACAGACGCCAAGCAGAGAGAGGCUCUAUACGCACAAGACCCCUCCACCGGCUGCUACAUGUACUACUUCCAGUAUCUCAGCAAAACAUACUGUGUGGACGCUACGAAGGAGUCGGAUCGGCUGGGCCGGCUCAUCAACCACAGUAAAAACGGGAACUGUCAAACCAAACUGCACGCCAUCGCCGGAAAACCUCACCUGAUCCUGGUGGCGUCCAGAGACAUCCAGGAAGGAGAAGAGCUGCUGUACGAUUACGGCGACCGCAGUAAAUCCUCCAUCGAGGCGCACCCGUGGCUCAAACAUUAACACCGUCUCUCAUCUAGACCCUUUUAAUCGAAUUAUUGCCUUAGGAAACAGAAUGUCGGGGAUAGUGAGUGUUACACAUGGUAGAUUUGCGGUACUGUCCUACUUUUAAGAUAUUUAUCCUGCUCUAUGACAUGCUAGUUUCGGCACAUUUUCUUUUUUUGUAUGUUUUAUAUAUUGGUAGAUCAGUGCUUCCAAAGCAUGCAGUUAUAGUCCAACUUUCUGCAUUUUUAUAAAGGGUUUUCUUAAUCUAAUGUAAGGUAGUUUAGAGGCUUAGCAAUAAUUAUUUAUGAUGCCCAAACAUUUGUGUUUGAAGCAGAAAGCCGGAGACGCUAACUAACAUAAGUAGGAGCGGCGUUUUAAAACAAGGUUCAGAAAACUGGAAUGUGAAGGCUAACUUUGAUAUUAUUUGAAACAUUAACGUUGUGCAAAUGAGUGUGUGUCGUGAUUAAUCUGAACAAAAACUGUAUAUCUGUUACACACAAUGACCAAACGCUCCUACGGAAGCAGUUCCAGUCCAUCUGUUUGAUGACGACGACGAUGAUGAUGAUGAUAGUUAAAUAAAUGAUUUUAUGCAAUGA